AACUCCGGCUUCGAUGCUCACUUCACCACACAGCCAUGGCGGAGGAUAUGGACCUAUCACCACCGUCGUCGCCCCGUGGGACGAAGCGAAAAGCCGAUGACAGCCUUUCGCUUCCCGCGCCACGCCGCAUCAAAGCACUCGCGCAAGAUGUUGUUAACAAAAUCGCCGCCGGAGAGAUCAUUGUCGCUCCUGUUCACGCACUGAAAGAGUUGAUCGAGAAUGCUGUUGAUGCAGGAUCCACCGCGUUGGAGGUCUUGGUGAAGGAUGGUGGGCUCAAGCUCCUUCAGAUCACAGAUAACGGACACGGAAUUGAUAAAGAGGAUCUACCAAUUCUCUGUGAGCGCUUCACGACUUCAAAGCUCAAAUCUUUCGAGGAUUUGAGCUCCAUCGGCACGUAUGGUUUUCGUGGCGAGGCGCUGGCGAGUAUCAGUCAUAUCGCGCAUCUCAAAGUCACGACGAGAACGAAGGAGUCAAGCUGUGCAUGGGAGGCUCACUACGCUGAUGGCAAGCUCGCCAGCCCGAAGCCUGGUCAGAGUGCCGAGCCGAAACCCAAAGCUGGAAGGGGUGGAACACAGAUCACCGUCGAGGAUCUGUUUUACAACGUCCCAUCGCGACGUCGAGCUUUCCGCUCAGCAAGUGAAGAGUAUGCGAAAAUCCUCGACCUGGUCGGGCGCUAUGCGGUCCAUUGUGUAGGUGUAUCAUUCUCCUGCAAGAAAGCGAAUGACAACUCCGGUAGCAGUGUAUCAGUACCUGCUUCCGCGAGCAUUAAAGAUCGCAUUCGCCAGAUCCACGGUAGCGCAGCAGCCAAUGAACUAGUAGCUCUAGAAGUUAAAGACGACCGCUGGGGUUUCAAGUGCGACGGUUGGGUCAGUAACGCGAACUACAGUGCGAAACGGACAAGCAUGCUGCUGUUCAUCAACCAUCGAUCCGUUGAGUCACCUACAAUCAAAAAAGGCGUCGAACAGACGUAUGCGACAUUUUUGCCGAAAGGAGGGCAUCCGUUCUUCUAUUUGAAUCUGGAGAUUGAGCCGCAGCGAGUUGAUGUCAAUGUACAUCCUACCAAGCGGGAGGUACACUUUCUGAAUGAAGACGAGAUCAUCGCCAUGAUAUGCGAUGCGAUUCGUGAAGGCCUCAGCAAGGUUGAUACCAGCAGAUCCUUCAUGACGCAGUCCCUGCUAUCGAAUCCGAACGUUCCCUUCGCAACGCCAAUGAAGCAAACAGCACCCACAACGCCAACAACGGGCACCUUAUCAGAUCGCAGCGGUUCGAAAGCGCCGAAGACGGUGACCAAGAAGCCUUACGAAAAUAAUCUAGUUCGGACAGAUGCUUCAGCACGCAAAAUCACAUCGAUGCUCCAGCCACAGCGCUCAGUAGACGAAGCUAGUAAUGUCGAGGAAAUGGACUACGAGUACACCGAAAAAGAGCCCGUAGUAUGCCGCCUCACGUCAAUCAAAGAUCUCCGUGCUGAAGUCCGGGACGCUAUGCACAAUGAGCUCACAGACAUUAUCUCAACACACACCUUCGUCGGGAUCGUUGACGAACAGAAGCGCAUAGCAGCCAUACAAGGCGGUGUCAAACUCUUCCUUGUGGACUAUGGUAUGCUGUGCAAUGAGUACUUCUACCAAGUUGGUCUCACAGAUUUCGCGAACUACGGUUCUAUUCGCUUCAAUCCACCGUUACCGCUGCACGAUCUGCUCAAAGUGGCAGCAGAGCAGGAAAGAAGCAGUACAGGCGAUGCAGCAGAUGAAGUAGACUGGGAUGAGGUUGUUGAAACAGUUGGAAAUUUCCUGAUCAGCAAAGCUGCACUGCUGAGCGAGUACUUUUCCAUGGAGAUUACCGAAGAAGGCGAACUCGGUUCCAUCCCGCUGUUGAUGAAGGGCUAUACCCCUUCUCUGGCAAAGCUUCCGCAGUUUCUCCUGAGGUUAGGACCUCACGUCAACUGGGAUAAUGAGAAAACCUGCUUCCAAACUUUGCUCCGCGAGCUUGCGGCCUUUUAUGUCCCCGAGAUCUUACCGUUGCCGCCGUCUACGGAGAACGAAGAUAGUAGCAAAGGGAAGCAGAAGGUUGCAGAGGAAGAUGCAGAAAUCGCGCUGAGGCGGAAGAAGCUGCGGAGAGUCAUCGAAUAUACGAUCUUUCCUGCAUGUAAAGUAAGACUUGUGGCAACGGCGGGGUUGCUGAAAGGCGUCAUGGAGGUUGCGAAUCUGAAGGGCCUUUAUCGGGUGUUUGAGAGAUGUUAGGCUAAGGAAUCGAAUAUUCGAUGAAUCUGAAUCGAUAAAUGCAAGCACUAACCCUUGUAGCUUUACGAGAUGUCGUUGUUGAUAAUCUAUAUUCAAGUUUCGUGCUGGAAGAUGAAGAAUCUUGAG
Molecule: messenger RNA, 2363 nt
Organism: Cucurbitaria berberidis CBS 394.84
Lineage: Eukaryota; Fungi; Ascomycota; Dothideomycetes; Pleosporales; Cucurbitariaceae
Product: DNA mismatch repair protein MutL
Exons: 3
Coding region: 36-2237 (733 amino acids)
Biological process (GO): mismatch repair
Cellular component (GO): MutLalpha complex
Molecular function (GO): mismatched DNA binding; ATP binding; ATP-dependent DNA damage sensor activity
Source: RefSeq, a predicted model, not a curated record